ACUUUUCUACUUGACUAUACUUGUGAUUAUUUGGAUAAACCGACCAACUUCAGACACAAUUGAUGCGCAGUGUGUGUUUGUGACAUGACACUAUUACACUAGCAAUUUAAGUAGUGAUAACUGAUCACUUUGGUGUAAACAGACGCAGUGCAAAAUGGACAACGCUCCCAGGAUAGGAGUCAUUGGCGCCGGCGUGGUCGGCCUUACCGUAGCUGACAUACUACAGAAGAAUACCAAGGCCAAAAUCACCGUAAUAGCUGAGACCUUCAGAGAAGACACAGUUAGCAGCGUCGCCGCUGGAAUUUUCCGACCUGCUUCGACAUUCAAAGGACCAUCGAAAGAAAUCACCAAAAAAUGGAUUCAUGAUUCGUGGCAUUACUGGCAGGACAUAUUGAGAACACCAGAAUCACCCAAAGCUGGUAUAUUUUCGUUCAAUUGUUACGUGUAUUCUACUAAGAGUUACGAAGCCACAAGAAAUCGGUUGAUCGAAGAUUUGGUUCCUUAUUAUAAGCAGAUGUCUGAUGAUGAGUUAAAUAUUGUUGGUGGACAACAAAAAUAUGGGUCAUUCUUCUCAACUGUGAAGAUCGGAUGCGAUAGCUAUUUGCCCUGGACGGAAAAAAGACUGAAAAAUAACGGUGUCAAGAUUAUUCAGGAAAAAGUGGAGAGUUUCGCUUCGAUAGCGAAGAAAUUCGAUUUAGUUUUCAAUUGUACCGGUUUAGGUGCUAGAUAUUUGUGUGGCGAUGAGGAUGUGAUCCCUAUAAGAGGUCAGAUCGCUAAGGUUAAGGCUCCUUGGUUGAAGGCAGCCUUUUAUGGUGAUUUCGCCGACACUUAUAUUAUUCCUGGCAUAGAUGGGUUGGCGACUUUAGGGGGGGUUAGAGGUUAUGACAGUUAUAAUACCGAGUUUAAUAAACACGAAGCUGCAGCGAUUUUUGAAAGGUGUUACAAUUUGCUACCUCCGUUAAGGAAAGCUGAAGUUUUGGGUCAUAGGGUUGGGUUGAGACCUCAUAGGGCCGUGGUGCGGGUGGAGCCAGAGUUGGUGGGAGAUCUGAGGGUGGUGCAUUGCUAUGGGCAUGGGGGUUAUGGGGUCACCACGGCCCCGGGGACGGCGCUCUAUGCUGUCAAUAUCGGUUUGGAUUUGUUGAAAACGAACUCUAAGUUAUAACUUUCGCUUUGGUUUUGAAAGAGUGAUUUAUAAAAAUACAUACAUACAUACACAUAAUCACGUCUAUAUCCCUUGCGGGGUAGACAGAGCCAACAGUCUUAAAAAGACUGAUAGGCCACGCUCAGCUAUUUUGCUUUAAGAUAGCAUUGAGAUUCAAAUAGUGACAGGUUGCUAGCCCAUCGCCUAAAAGAUGAAUCCCAAGUAGGUAUAUAAGCCUACCCCUGAGUCGCCUUUUACGACAUCCAUGGGAGAGAGAUAAAGUGGUCCUAUUCUUUUUUCUAUUAGGAACCACACGGUUCAAAAUAAAUGUAUAUUUAAUAAUUAUUAUUACAAGGAAAGGGUAACAAGAAGAGUUAAAGUACUUUGUAGUUACGCCACAAAAUGUUUUUCAAUAUAUGUAUUUACGCAGAGAAAACAAGGAAGGAAAAAACAAAAAAGGGUAACUCUGUUUUCAAAAAUUAUGGUUAUAAAUUAUUUAUUAGGCUUUUCUUCAGAAGUGGGAUAUACAUUUUUAUUUCAAAUGUUUAUAAAAUAAUAACUGUUUAAGUACAUAUGUACCUUAUAUUUAUGUACAAUUGUAAGAAGUCUUUAAAUAGUCGUUAUCGUAAAUCAAAGUACAGUGAUAGCGACAAAUACUGUUAUUGUAAAAUAUUAAUAUUACAAUUAUAAGAUGUUCUCAGUAUACUGUUUAAAAAUAAAUAUAAUUCAAUUA
Messenger RNA from Amyelois transitella, 1874 nucleotides. It is a transcript of the gene Daao1, whose product is annotated as D-aspartate oxidase. The coding region runs from base 155 to 1162 and encodes 335 amino acids. Lineage: Eukaryota; Metazoa; Arthropoda; Insecta; Lepidoptera; Pyralidae. The record is from RefSeq and is a predicted model, not a curated record. Gene Ontology annotation, molecular function: FAD binding; D-amino-acid oxidase activity. The transcript is spliced from 2 exons.